CCCCGCCCGUCCUCCUUCCCCUCCCUCAGGAACGCGUUUGUUCGAGCUGACAGCCCGGCCUGCGCUCGAGGGCGGUGGCGGGCGCGGGAGGUUUCCGCCUUCGAAGCUGAAGGGCAGAAGCGAAUCCCAGAAAGCUGGCUAUCUGGGUGGCAUAGCAGAUUUACCACCCUCUACUCGGAAUACACGUUAUGAACCCUUUCUGGAGCAUGUCUACAAGUUCUACACGCAAGAGAUCUGAAACAGAAGAAAAGGCUCUGGUUGGCGAGCUGAAGAACAGUCCUCCACGCACCACUCAAAAAAAGCAGCUGCCUUCGAUCCCCAAAAAUGCUGUGCCAAUGACCAAGCCUGCUUCACCCGCCCUUUCAGCGCAGUCUACAAAUGGGACACAUGCCUCCUAUGGACCUUUCUACCUAGAAUACUCUCUCCUGGCAGAAUUCACGUUGGUUGUGAAGCAGAAGCUGCCAGGUGUCUAUGUGCAACCCUCUUACCAAUCAGCAUUAAUGUGGUUUGGAGUAAUAUUCAUAAGGCACGGGUUGUACCAGGAUGGUGUGUUUAAAUUUACAGUCUACAUCCCUGACAACUACCCAGAUGGUGACUGCCCACGCUUGGUUUUUGAUCUGCCCAUCUUCCACCCGCUAGUAGAUCCCAUCUCAGGUGAACUGGAUGUGAAAAGAGCAUUUGCCAAGUGGAGGCGAAACCAUAAUCACAUAUGGCAAAUACUGAUGUACGCUCGAAGGGUCUUCUACAAGAUUGACACAACCAUUCCUUUGAAUCCUGAGGCUGCUGUGCUAUAUGACAAGGAUAUUCAACUUUUCAAGAGUAAGGUGGUUGACAGUGUGAAAUUAUGCAGCAGUCACUUAUUUGAUCCACCAAAAAUAGAGGAUCCCUAUGCAAUUAGUUUUUCACCCUGGAAUCCAGCUAUACAUGAUGAAGCUAGAGAGAAGAUGUUGACCCAGAAGAAGAAGGCAGAGGAUCAACAGUGCAAAAGCAUGCAGGUGUCUGGCCUGUCAUGGGUGAAGCCUGGCUCGGUUCAGCCUUUCAGCAAAGAGGAAAAGACUCUACCUACUUAGUUCCUGUGAAUGACGAAGCACUCAACACUUUCUGCAGGAAGAGGGAAUGUAAUGGAGAGCCAAACAGCAAAGCAGUGGCUUUCCUUCUUGACUUGGAUUAGUAAAGAUGGUAGCAAUGACUCAAGUAAAUCUGCUCAAUGGGAUUGCUCAGACUCUUCGUAUUUUACAUAUGUUUUAACUGCAGGUUGGAAGUCGCUCUUAACAAGGCUGGACUCCAGUUAGUGAAGUCCACCCUGGUGGGUAACGAAAGCCUCAGGGGUCUAAUAUCUGAGGCUCUUCAUUGGGUUACUUUUAAAAGCUUUUAAAAUUUUCCUUCCGGGGUAGGUUUUUUUAAAAUGUAAAGAGCAGGUGGGAAAAAUACUUUCCAGAGGUAAUCUGUGUUUAUGUAAACUAAUAUAGCAGAGUAAAAUACUAUAUUUAAAACUUUUAAAUGCAUUGGUUUCUAUUGUAAAUACAUUAGGAUAUGGAAUUUGUAAAUAGUUGGUUCUGAUUCCUUCUAGCCCUUUUAGGGGCAGCGAGGCUGAGAUUGGCAUGUAUGAUGUGUAUCUAAUUUUCCUUCCUCCCCCAAAUAGAUAUUGUCACUACAGGCUGCUUAUAACAUAACUUGUUCAACAAUCUUUAGACCUACAACCCAAUUGCCUGUAAGCAUCAUAUAGUAGAAAAGUUAAAUGGAUGCAGCUAGCAAAUCUCAAAGGAUUUUCAAGAAAAUAAAUGUAUAUCCCUUUUCUUCAUGCGGUUUGCAGGCAUCUUAUACCAGUGGCCUUAAGAUGUGUCAAAGUAAUGUUAGAGGCAGCCUUAAUUUGCACAUUAGUCAGGACUGUAGAGCAUUGAGCUUUUUACCACUAGAAGAAAAAUCUGUGCUCUUCAUUGUGCACAUUUGGUGAUUUAAUAAAAUCUGUAAGGAGAGCUAGGUUGGAGACUGACAUGACUAAUGUGUUAAUAGUGGCAUCUUAAAAUAAAAGACCAAUCAUGGUAAAA
Molecule: messenger RNA, 2048 nt
Organism: Podarcis raffonei (Aeolian wall lizard)
Lineage: Eukaryota; Metazoa; Chordata; Lepidosauria; Squamata; Lacertidae
Gene: AKTIP
Product: AKT interacting protein
Exons: 10
Coding region: 189-1070 (293 amino acids)
Source: RefSeq, a predicted model, not a curated record